Molecule: messenger RNA, 5310 nt
Organism: Spizellomyces punctatus DAOM BR117
Lineage: Eukaryota; Fungi; Chytridiomycota; Chytridiomycetes; Spizellomycetales; Spizellomycetaceae
Exons: 8
Coding region: 249-5030 (1593 amino acids)
Biological process (GO): microtubule nucleation; chromosome segregation; establishment of mitotic spindle orientation
Cellular component (GO): centrosome; kinesin complex; kinetochore
Molecular function (GO): microtubule binding
Source: RefSeq, a predicted model, not a curated record
CUCAAAAGUUUCAAACGUAUGUCAGCGCGCGGCGCCCAUCCGACUCUCGCGGGUAGCAACCACCAUCGACACAUCAAAGGGGACAACGGUGAGCAGUCUGACUGACUGCUUUCCUCCCACUCAUUGUCAGCUGGCAUCCGUUAACGCACAUUUCCACGCUUGACGCACGUUUACGCACAUUGUAGUUCACCCACCCAUCACACCAUUUUUUAUCAUAACAACACGCAUUUGUACAUUUAGACACCAUCAUGACUUCAGCCUCAGAAGAUUUGGACUCGACGGAAAACCAAAUAACUCAACUGAGGGAAGAAUUGCAGGCCACCAAGGAGGAGCUGGAGGACUCAAAGCGAAUGUUUGAUGAGUUCCAGCAGGACUCGAAAGAUCUCGAGGCGGAACUGGAGCGGGAAAUUGAAGAGUUGCGGAACGGAAAUGCCAAAUUGAGGAAGGAUUACGAGGAUCUCAAGAGCAAAUACGCAUCUCUUCAAGCACAGUCAAAUGCAAACAUCAAUGCCUUGCAACAGGAGUUGGAACAACUGCGGAAAACGGAUGCUGACUAUCGUGAGCGCAUCAGGAAUUUGGAGAUUCAAAACUCUGAUAUAGAGCAGUCCUUCAGGGUUACGUCCGCUUCAGCAGAUGAUUUUCAAUCAAAGUAUAAUCAAUUGAUGGAGCGUACGACUUUACUGGAGCACGAGCUUGAUGGAAAAGCGCAACUGGAAGAGGAAAAUCAGCGACUUCGGGACGAGCUUCGAGACACUUCUAUGGAGCUCUCCAUUUUGAAAGAGCGUGCAGGAGUAGCUACUCCUCCUGGUGAACUCCGGCAGAGGGAUAACACCGAAGCCGCGUCGGUACCAUUAGGCACCCCCGAUUUGCAAAGCACGCAGAUAAGGCGCCCCAUGACGCCCUCGUCACCAGUCCCGGCAAGUUCGCCCAAAAGGCCGGAUCCGGUGCCAGCAGAGACAAUGCGUAACCUUGAAGCUCUCGUUAGCCGCGCUAAGGCACUGGAAGAGCGCAUAUCAGCCGCUCGAAAUCGGUAUGUGGUGCCUCUGCUCAGGGGAUUAUGGCCAAAACAGGCCGGUGGACCAUCCAGUGAGCCAAUCCUUCAGACAAAAGCUGUGGAAUCCCUGGAUUUCACGUCGGAUGUGGUGGAGGCUUCGAACAACAGUGGGGCAGAAGAAACUGACUCGUCUGCAAUAUUGAAUGCAUCGAACGUUCCACAAAACAUAGAGACAGGUACCAUCCACGGUAAGCCUGCUGAAGAGAUUGUCGUAAGCGAAACGCCGAACCAGACAGAGGAAUUGGUUAAGACGGUCCAAAAUGAGAUGGGAUCGCCUCGUGCAACGCUAGUUAGUACUGUUGCGGCUCCAGAUACUGAAUCUGAUGAAGAUAUUGGCCCCGUUACUACGAAGAAGGACGCAAAGCCAGCCGAAGACACAGAUAUGAGGCAUGAUGCAAGUUUAAGCGCAGACAAUUUGAAUGACCACGCAGCUGUCGAUGACGAGGAAAAGGCCGAAUUGCCAGUAGAAAACAUCCCGUAUGCAGCCGACAAUUUGGACAGAGCAGAAAGGGACACAAAUCCAGACGACGAAAAUCUACAACUUGGCAAAACUGAAGUAUACGCAGAUAUGGAAUCUGAGCCAGCGGUGCAUUCCGGGGAUCCAACAUCAUAUGAAGCAGAAAUUACAGAACCUGAAGGCGCGACAGCAAUAGACGGCGACGACGUACCGCUUGACGACAGUGAAGAAAUUGUAGAAAAAGAAGCUGAUGCGACAGUGGAUCAUGGAAUUCCUGCACUCGUCGAAGCAGAAGAAAAUCUACCGGUCAUCGACAACUUGGCAAUACCGAUGAUUGCAGCUAAUGACAACGUGUUAGUGCACGUGGAAAAUCGAUAUGAGAAAGCGCCGGUGGAUGAUGAAUCUGUAUUGCCGCUUGUAAGAGAGAAGCCUGUACCUUACAGUGAGAAUUUGGAAAGUCUUGGAGGAGAGACAGCUACAGAUGACGCACCACUUAUUGACGGCGAACGAUCGGUAGACGAACAAGCUGAGGGAACGAUAGGAAUGAAUCAUGCCGUUCGAUCUGAGCCCCUUGGGGAUGGCAUGGUUGAUGCUUCCACUCGAGGGAUACCGGAUGAUGUGGCAUUAGGUGAAGAUGUUCCGACGAAGGAGAAAUUGAUCACAUCGCCAAUGGUGGACGUUACAGAGUAUGGACAACCAGAUUACUGCUCAUCAACGGCGGCUGAAUCAACUACGGACGAAGCAAAGCCCAAGGAUCUCUACGAUCAGCCCAUGGCAGAAGGUAGCAUCAGUCCAUCAUUAAAUCUAUUAGAUUCAGACGUUUCCUUCGAGGAGAAGACAUUGGAAGUUGCACAAACAGACGGCGAACCGUUGUUACACGAAAAUGCUGCAUCGAACAAAGCAGCUCUCAAUUCGGAACGACCAGUUGAAGUGGAUAGAGUUACCGAGGUGGAUACCGAACUCAGGCAAUCACUACCUCGCAAUGAAAGCGCGGAUGCUGCGACGUUCGAAUUGGGAGGAAGCUCGAAGAUACCGAGUGCUUUCGAUGGUACGGGGGUAAUCGAUGUCCCAUCUGGGGAGACUGUAAUCGAAGAUGGACCCGCUCAAGAGGUGCCCGAAAUAGCCCAUGCGCCAGAGUCGGUACCGAAAGAAAAACAGGACACUCUUCCCUGUAGGGAACCUGUGGCGUUCGACGAUAGUGUAUCACGGAUGGACAUUGGCUCCGAUAACGGAAGUCUCUCAGUGGAAAAUGAGUUAUCUGAGCUCGCGCACGAUAUUGAGCUGAUGGGUGGUAUAGUGAUUGAAGAACGCUUGUCGGUCCCCCGAGGUUUGGAUAGCACAGCUCUCCAUGACACCGAGUUACUGUUUGAGAGAUCGCCAAGCGUAGCCGAAGAUCUUGUCGUGUAUGAGCCUUUGGAAACAGAAAUAACUGAUACGCAAUCUUUGGAGAAAUCUCUCUGGGAGCUUCAAAACGCCCAAGUGGCUACGUCGAAAACGAUAGAUCAAACAGAGCUUCCAGAGUUUCUCGUGACUUUGCCCGCCGACAAUUCGCGGACAGAGAUACUUGUGGAUGAGCCACUUCCCCUCAUUCCCUCAGAAAUUCCAUGUUUGGACGGCGAACCAGGUGCUCCUCUGACUAAACCCGAACUUACCGCGAUCGCAUCCCAGACAGACGACCCACUCGGUGCUCAUAUCCUGGAAGAGCUCCCUGAUGUUGCAACGGAGAUUUCCCCGGAAGUCCUUUCUGUGGACGUCGAACACGCAAUAUCAGUUGCUGACACCGAGCCUGCAGACGCCCCAAAGCCAGAUGUCUUUGUAGAGAAUUUUGUCAAUCUGACGCAUGACCCGACCCUUCCCAAGCCUGCAGAAGGCGGACUCGGGUCGUCUGCUUGCGAGGACAAUGGUUGGGCCGAUUCAUCGUCGGAGGCGCAAAACAUUGCGCAGGAUCUUGGAACGGCCGACCAAGUAGCGAUGGGCGGUGCAGCAAAUCCAGAGCAGGACAGUAUAUUCCGCCAGAAUCCCCUAAGCAGCGAAGCUGGUGUCCAGGCAAUUGUAUCGCCUGAAUCACUUGAUGCAUUCGAAGGCGGUGAGACAACAACUGCGGAUACCGACGUAUCCAUGAAGGUAGCGACUGACCAAGAAACGGAAGGGGAAGCAGCCGAUCAGGUACCUGCUGACGAAGUGGACGAAGAGGACCACAGAAUACGGCGAAACUCAACCACGACAAGCCAAACAGUUGACCUACAGGAAGGCACAGAGACAUUCACCGAAGCACCCGCUGACCAUGCACGUGAUGGAAAGCAGAAUUCGGAAACCCUUUCUGCUCCCCAGAACAAGGUCGAUCUCCCAACUUCUGAAGCAGAAGUUUCAGCCGAGUCACUCGAUGAUGAACCCGUUUCUGAGGAUGAUGUCGAUCUCCCAGCUUCUGAGGCCGAAGUUCUAGCUGAGUCACUCGACAGUGAACCCGUUUUUAAGGAUGAAGCAGAAGGUCUCGCCGAGAAUCAGGUGGCCGAGUCACUCUAUAGUGAACCCGUUUCCGAGGAUGAGAUCAAUCUCCCAACUUCUGAAGCCGAAGUUCUAGCCGAGAAUCAGGUAGCCGAGCCACUCGAUAGUGAACCCCUUUUGGAGGAUGAGGUCGAUCUCUCCACAUCUAAAGCAGAAGCAGAAAUUCCAGACGAAAGCCAAGGUGGGAUGUCGUUCGAUAGUGAACCCGCCGAAGAAGUGACCCAGGAUGCCGAGGAUCUUGGUGAUGUGCCCUCCACGGAGGAUGAAUUGGAUGCACUAGAUACCACUUUGGAGGAACAUCCUGUCGUAGCGAUCGACAAGGUUUCUAAAUUGCAAAACGACGUGAACGACGAAACUACGGCGCCCGAGCAUUGCCAAGCCGCAGACUUCGCUGCUUCUACAGCGAAUCUUGAAACAGAUAUGCCGAUCAAUCCCGCCACGGAAGAGCCUCUUGCUCUUGAUACAUUUGUCGAGAAGGUCACCAAGCAUGAAGGAUCAAACGAUUUGAAAUCACCGAUUCAUGAAUCGUUCGAGCAACCGGAGCGGCCGAUUGAGGAGGAGGAGGAGGUCGUCCGAUCGGGCGAUCUUCUAUCCAACGCAAUAUCCAUCCCUGCACAAAAGGAAUUGGCAAAUGAACCACUACCCACCCAAUUAGAUCACAUCGUGUCAGAUCCCGAAAAUCAGUUGCAUGACGAGGGUCUGGGUCCCGAGGAAGGAAAUCCGCGAGAGGCCUCAGGUACCGAUAAAGACUCUGCAUCGGUGACGUCAGAGUCCAUCCAUGGCGACUUCGUAAAUGUUGAAAAUGUUGAAAAAGUACCCUUCCUGGAAACUUCAGAUGAAUGUACUGAUGGUUCUCGAGAACCAACUAAACUCUCUGCCAUGGAGGAGGAAGUGGGACAAAAUGAUCAGGUUGCCGUCAACCACGGUGGCAGAGGAAGUGCGUCUCUUGUAGAUGCGCUAAGGGACGGCGAGGAAGAACCCAUAGCGAAGGAGAAUCAUUCUCCAGUGUCAUGAUCCGCCUAUUACGGAGGAAAUACAGACAACAGCAGGUUGGCGCUGGCUCAUCCUGAAUAUACCCCCACAGACAAGGAUAGCCAGCACAGCACCCAUCUAUGAUGUUAGAUAUCCAUGUAUGUAGAGCUGUAGAUGCCAGUGGCCCCAGUCAUAUGUAUUUAAGUAGUACUGUCACGGAGAUAUCAAAAUAGACGAGUGUGUUAUGGUGGAACUUACGCAACUUGACAACCCCAAAAACAUUAACGAGACGCGCGACUAAGCAUAAGCUAUUGAAGCGCAC